This is a messenger RNA of Lindgomyces ingoldianus, 1035 nucleotides long. Its product is annotated as kinase-like protein. Gene Ontology annotation, molecular function: protein serine/threonine kinase activity; ATP binding. Gene Ontology annotation, biological process: peptidyl-serine phosphorylation; peptidyl-threonine phosphorylation. The coding region runs from base 1 to 1035 and encodes 344 amino acids. NCBI's taxonomy places the organism in Eukaryota, Fungi, Ascomycota, Dothideomycetes, Pleosporales, Lindgomycetaceae. The transcript is spliced from 3 exons. The record is from RefSeq and is a predicted model, not a curated record.
AUGUCCACCGACGACGAUCUUACGUUCUUCAAACCCCGCUACCUUUCCGACGCUUCCUUAGAGUCAGUGCAAGAAGCGGACGCCCCGUACGACUUGAUCACCUUCCUCGCCGUCAUCCAAAAACUCCAGGUCGAUAUUCUACCGACUACAUGGCAGGCCGCACGGCAGCCAAUUGGAGUAGGGGCGACAGGCAUAAUCAACGAGGCUCUUAUCGACCUUCACACAAGCUUCGCUUUCAAGCGCGCCUCGAACAGGCAGAAAGAGAAGCAAGCUGAGGAGAGAAUUAUCCAUACUCUCAUCAGCGAAGUUAUCGCGCUUGGCCAUCCAUUGAUUCGAAAGCACCGCAACAUUGUCGAGCUGCAGGGGAUAUGCUGGGAUAUUGUAUCCGAUGAUAGAGGCAAUGACAAAGUCUGGCCGGUGCUAGUGUUUGAAAAAUCGCAAUACGGAGAUCUUUACAGUUUUGCAACGCUGCCAGUAGGGAGAGCAUUAUGCGUUGCUGAGCGUCUAAAGCUCUGUGUAGACGUUGGCAUUGCGAUCUUGGACAUGCACUUCAACAAGAUUAUACAUGGAGACAUUAAGCCUGAGAAUGUCUUGGUCUUUAAAGACGACGCUGGUGCGUACACCGCAAGAGUGACAGAUUUCGGAUAUUCCACCCGAUUUGCGGGUGAAGACGACCUUGUUUCUGUACCAAAGUCAUGGCCCUGGUGUGCGCCUGAAUGCGAGCACGAAAAGUUGAAGCCAAUCCAAGCACGGAAGAUGGAUGUGUUCUCGUUUGGUAUGCUAUGCCUCUGGGUCCUCUUUGAAAAGUAUCUCUCAGGGAUUACACCACAUAUGUGCAAGAGUAUUCUCGCGGAUCUGAAGCAGCAGGAUAGAUUGGCAAUGCUUGCUCAGCAGCUCGUUCUAGCCGAGAGAGAUAUAGAGACCGACAAGAAGAAAGCGCUAGAGCGAUUCUUUAGCACAUCGUUGGCCCGAAACCCAGAUGAACGAGACGAAAGUCUUUCAGCGUUGCCUGGUCUCCUCAUUCCAACUUGGUAA